This is a messenger RNA of Salvia miltiorrhiza (redroot sage), 1408 nucleotides long. RefSeq names its product NEP1-interacting protein-like 1. Lineage: Eukaryota; Viridiplantae; Streptophyta; Magnoliopsida; Lamiales; Lamiaceae. The record is from RefSeq and is a predicted model, not a curated record. The transcript is spliced from 5 exons. Bases 345 to 1088 code for a protein of 247 amino acids.
AUUUUGUUUUGAAAGCAUAGACACAUUAAUAUGCGACAAUAAAGCAUGCGAGAAUUGGAGCUGAGCAUAUAAUAAUAGAAAAUAGGAUUCCCAGAGCGUAAAGAUAUUUCCAAAUUGGUAAAUUGAAUUUAAUAAUAGAGAGAUGUUAUUGCAAAGAAGAAGGCGAGCUAUCACUAAUCACCCACCGGUGACAAACUAAUAUAUUUACAUUUAUUUAUAUAUUAUUAUUAUUAUAUACGUAUGUGUGUAUAUAUUUCGGACAGCUGUUUUCUCACCUGAACAAAAAAGGGGAAAAGAAUAAGGAAGAAAAGGAAAAGGUUGUCGACUCUCCGUUUGAGGAAUCAAUGGAGUUUUACACAUACCCAUCUCAUCAUUUUCCCCCAUCAUCAUCGCCAUCAUCGUCGUCAUCAUCAUCAGAGACGUAUUCUUCAUUCGGAUUUCUAGUCAAUAAGAUCAAAGAUUUCAUUCGAUGCGCGGUUUCUGCUGUCGUGGGGAACGUUUUCUCCGCAAUUUUUACAUUUUUCUUCGCUUUGAUUGGAACUCUACUUGGAGCAAUUACAGGAGCUUUGAUCGGCCAAGAGACGGAAAGUGGGUUUAUUAGAGGGGCUUCGGUAGGAGCCAUUUCCGGGGCUGUUUUCUCUAUUGAGGUCUUCGAGUCCUCUCUGCUUUUAUGGCAGUCGGAUGAAUCUGGAUUAGGGUGUCUCCUCUAUCUGAUUGAUGUCAUAGCAAGCCUCCUGAGUGGUAGACUUGUACGUGAACGUAUUGGACCAGCUAUGCUAAGUGCAGUGCAAAGCCAGAUGGGAGCUGUUGAAGCACCAUUUGAAGAAGUCCCGAACAUCUUUGACACGGGAGGGGCAAAAGGUUUAUUGGUAGAUAUGGUUGAAAAGAUCCCAAAGUUCACAAUCACCGGAGAUGAAAGUGCAGAUACUUCAGGGGAUGGAGUCUCGUGUUCAGUUUGUCUUCAGGACUUUCAGCUGGGGGAGACCGUACGUCGCUUGCCACAUUGUCACCACAUGUUUCAUCUUCCUUGCAUUGAUACUUGGCUGGUGAGACAUGGUUCUUGCCCAUUGUGCAGAAGGGAUCUGUGAUAUACUUAUUCUGAUUAUAUUACAUGAAAAACCGGUUUUUUUAUUUCUUUAUACUUACAUGUAGGGUAUGACCAUUCGUCCGUUGGAUCCAUUAGUUGUAGAAUAUCUCCCUAAAGUCUCUCAUAUGUAUGUAAAAAAAAAUCUAGACACCAGUUUCGGUUUUGGUCAUUCUGUUUGAUCAUCCUUUAGUGUAGAGAAAAUUUUGACUUGUGAUAGCGGUCUCAUCGUGUCCUAUGUUUGGUUUUAGCUGUAUACAUUGUAUUUUAACAACACUAAACCUUGUAUUCUACGCCACGAGUUAGGGUUUCUUGGUCGAACAA